UUGGUGGGGCCGUUUUCCCGGCCGGCCCCAAAGUUCGGCUUUAGAGCAGCAGCGGGGAAGGUUUUAUGCGAGGGACCGAACAUGGCGGCGGCCUGCUGCAGUUUCCUUUUCUACAUUUGACAGAACAAAGAAGGAGCCACCAUGCCAACUGUGGUGGUGAUGGAUGUGUCCCUCUCAAUGACCCGGCCCGUUUCCAUCGAGGGCUCUGAAGAGUACCAGCGCAAACACCUUGCAGCUCAUGGCCUGACCAUGCUGUUUGAACACAUGGCCACCAACUACAAACUGGAAUUUACUGCCUUAGUCGUGUUUUCCUCCCUCUGGGAACUGAUGGUUCCCUUCACAAGAGACUACAAUACACUCCAGGAAGCCCUGAGCAAUAUGGACGAUUAUGACAAAACAUGCUUGGAGUCAGCCAUCCUUGGGGUUUGCAAUAUUGUGCAACAGGAAUGGGGGGCAGCCAUUCCCUGCCAGGUUGUCCUUGUCACCGAUGGCAGCUUAGGCAUUGGCAGGGGCUCUCUCCGCCACUCUUUGGCUACUCUCGGCCAGCGAAAUGAAAGCAACCGCUUCCCGCUGCCCUUCCCUUUCCCAUCAAAGCUCUACAUCAUGUGCAUGGCCAAUCUGGAGGAGCUCCAGAGCUCAGAUUCUUUAGAUUGCCUCGAACGCCUCAUAGACUUAAACAACGGAGAAGGCCAGAUUUUUACUAUCGAUGGACCCCUUUGCUUGAAGAAUGUGCAGUCCAUGUUCGGAAAGCUAAUAGACGUGGCUUACACGCCCUUCCACGCUGUUCUGAAGUGCGGUCACUUGUCUUCAGACGUGCAAGCCUUUCCGAGGCCGGAGCCUUUCAUUAUAGAUGAGGAAAUCGAUCCAAUCCCUAAAACAAUUAAUACAGAUUUGGAAAUAGUUGGGUUUAUAGACAUAGCGGAUAUCUCCAGUCCCCCUGUCCUGUCUAGGCAUUUGGUGUUGCCCAUUGCUCUCAACAAAGAAGGAGAUGAAGUGGGUCCAGGGAUUGCUGAUGAUGUUGAAGAUGAGAAUUCGGCUAACCAGAUAGCUGGCAAGAUCCCAAACUUCUGUGUGCUGCUUCAUGGGAGUCUGAAAGUCGAAGGCAUGGUGGCCGUUGUGCAGUUAGGCCCUGAAUGGUACGGGAUGCUGUACUCUCAAGCGGACAGCAAGAAGAAGUCGAACCUGAUGAUGUCUCUCUUUGAGCCAGGACCAGAACCCCUCCCUUGGCUGGGGAAGAUGGCCCAGCUGGGCCCCAUCUCGGAUGCCAAAGAGAACCCGUAUGGGGAAGACGACAACAAGAGUCCCUUUCCGUUGCAACCCAAGAAUAAGCGCAGUUAUGCGCAGAAUGUAACAGUGUGGAUUAAGCCAAACGGCCUCCAGACAGAUGUACAGAAAAUACUUCGGAAUGCAAGGAAACUCCCUGAAAAAACACAGACCUUCUACAAGGAGCUGAAUCGCUUGCGAAAGGCAGCCUUAGCCUUUGGGUUUUUGGACCUGUUGAAAGGCGUAGCGGAUAUCCUUGAAAGGGAGUGCACUCUCCUGCCGGACACAGCCCACCCAGAUGCCGCCUUCCAGCUUUCUCACGCCGCUCAGCAACUCAAAAUGGCAAGCAGCGGCACCUCAGAAUAUGCCACCUAUGACCGCAACAUCACGCCUCUGCAGACAGACUUCUCCAGCAGUGGGACAGAGCGUAUGUGAUGGCCCUUUGUUGGCCAGACCCAUCCUCUGAAGACAAACUCGUUCCAUCAUUAUUCACAUUUGCUUUCUUACUGUUCAGUCUCUCCUUGCUCGGCAAGAGUGGACUGGACUAUGUUAUUAAAUUUGUUCCACUUUUCUUCCUAUCGUAAGAACCUGGGGGAGAAUUUACAAAUCACUAAAACCAAUGCCGUACAGCUUGAAGUCAUUGCACACCCUUCCAAAGGUUUUCUGAACAAGGAAUGUGACAAGGCAUCAUUGAGCCUCUAGAGCCGCAGCAAGGGAAGUGCUGGCCUAGGUGCCUUGUUAGGUUAAUCACAGGCCACACAUCAAGUCGCAGAGAUUUCUGGUGUUAGGGCUGUGGUGCAUAGUUCUAAGAGUGGAGAUAAACCUCUGCUUGUCCCUGUGGCUUGAACAGAGAAUUCCCUCACCUCACAUUGCAUCAGGUGGUUGGCAAGUGGGCAACUUUGCCCCCUGUCAAAAUAGCCAAUAGAAGAGGGACAAGUUCUGGAUCUGGCUAGAUCCACUCCCACCCUCCCCUGUGCUCUAGAGAGGUUUGGCUGUGUAGAGAAAAAAAUCCCUUCUUGCUCUUUAUACAGUAUGACUGACAUGCACUUUUGACAUGUUUAGGAUUCUGGUUCUCAAAUGUUAGCAGUGUCUGAAUUCCCCAUGUCAGUAAUUAAUUUCACUAGCAUAGCUUACAAAAAUUCAACUCCGUUGUGAAUUUCAACUGCUGGAGCUCAGAAUUUCUAACAGCAAACAAAUUAGAGGGGAGAUGAGUAAGUUUACAUAUUGUCAAAGUGGAAACAGCAACCACAGUGCUAUCAAAUCAUUGCCUCUGUUUGCAAAAUUAGAUAUGAGCUUCAAGGACUGAGCUUGCUUUUAAGAAUUACAAUUCCUUGGCCACCUUGUGUCCCAGGGUUUAAAGUUCUUCGGCCCAAGCUAUUCCAGAACGUUUAUAUCACUUUAAAAUUUUAGUCCCAACAUUUUAUGCAUCUGGCAACAGAACACUUAGCUAGAGGGCUCUUAUGUGUCUGUAAAUAAGGGACAGGGAAUCUUUUCCGGUACUAGGAUUGCAUUAUGUAGGUGCAAAGCUGUAAGGAGCAGUACUUCUGUCUCCCACCCCAAAUUCUCUCUGGGCAGGGGUGUGGCAUGACUGAAGCAGCCUAGUGAGCCAGCACCACCCUCACACUAAGUUAUUCUUACAUAAUCUCAAGAGGCACUAAGGUUCUGCGCGGGUCCUUAUUUAUGACUAGCAGACAUAAUUUCAUAACUUACGCACAUAGGAGGCAUAAUUCAUUUGACCAUAAAUUGUGGCAGAGUAUCUGCCAUCGGCAUAAUUUAGGCAGUUCCCUCUUCACACCAAAGGCUGAUGGUUUGUCUUUAAAGGAAAAUUAAAAAAGCAGUUAUGUACAGUGGAAGUUUUUAAAUCUUUAUUAUUAGAAAUACACAUUCUAUUUGCCAUCUGAAAGACCAGCAAAUACAGAUUCGUGACAAAGUGCCUGCACCCUAGACUAAUUUUAAGAGAUGGAACUGCAACAGAAAGGCUGUGUGCGCUACCAUCGAAAGGUUGUGUUAAUACUAAGGCCUCAUUUGGGCUAUAUAUUCAAAGCAGUAUCAUGCCACUUUAAACAGUCAUGCCUCCCCCCCCCCAAAAGAAUCCUGGGAAGUGUAGUUUGUGAAGAGUGGUGAGAAUUGCUAGGAGACCCCUCUUAGAGCUACAGUGCCAGAGUUCCCUGGGAAGAAGGAUCUUGUUAAAUUAUUCUGGAAAUUGUAGCUCUGUGAGGCAAACGGGUCUCCUAACAACUCUCAGCACUUUAAUGAACUACAAUUUCCAGGAUUC
Molecule: messenger RNA, 3538 nt
Organism: Rhineura floridana
Lineage: Eukaryota; Metazoa; Chordata; Lepidosauria; Squamata; Rhineuridae
Gene: INTS14
Product: integrator complex subunit 14
Exons: 12
Coding region: 142-1698 (518 amino acids)
Biological process (GO): snRNA 3'-end processing
Cellular component (GO): integrator complex
Source: RefSeq, a predicted model, not a curated record